Messenger RNA from Brassicogethes aeneus, 1823 nucleotides. The record is from the annotation of a GenBank genome assembly. NCBI's taxonomy places the organism in Eukaryota, Metazoa, Arthropoda, Insecta, Coleoptera, Nitidulidae.
ACAGUUACUGACGCAACUCUAGCAUAUAUUUUAUAAAUGUUGGGUCGCAUAGUUUCCUUUAUAAUGUUUAGUUUGUUUAACAAAUUUCAUUUCACUUUCUACAGGGAAAGGAUGUUUUUUAACAUUGCCAUUUAUAAGAUUUUAAAAUAUUUUAAUUUUUACAAAUACGAAGAAUGUACCCACAAAACCAAGCUAGGCACUAUUAAAGGACACAUAAAGGAAAUUGAAAAUGGAAAAAAAUACUACAGCUUCCAAGGCAUUCCAUAUGGGAAACCCCCCAAUUGGCGAAUUACGUUUUAAGCCCCCUGAACCAGCCGAACCUUGGUCGGGUACCUUUGAUGCGACUAAACCAGGGCAGCAAUGCAUCCAGAAGGAUUAUCUUUUCAAACAAUUAUCAGGGAAUGAAGACUGUCUUAAUCUCAAUAUUUAUACAACUGAGCUUCCACCAGAGCACCAAAAACCUAAACCAGUCAUGGUCUUCAUACAUGGUGGUGGAUUUGUGGUAGGAUCAAAUUCCAAUGACAUUUAUGGCCCAGAAUUUCUUUUAAAAGAAGAUGUUGUUUUGGUUUGCAUUAAUUAUAGAUUGGGAGUGUUGGGCUUCCUGAAACUGGACGACCCAAGUCUAGGCGUUUACGGCAAUAUGGCAUUCAAAGAUAUGGUUUUGGCUUUGAAAUGGGUCCAGGAUAACAUCAAGGACUACAACGGUGAUCCUGAUAACGUAACGAUAUUCGGGGAAAGCGCUGGGUCUGUUUCAGUACAUUUAUUAACACUCUCACCUCUCACAAAAGGACUUUUUCAUAAGGCUAUCGCACAAAGCGGAAGCAGCCUCAACGGAUGGGCGCAAUGUCAAAAAAAUGUCGCCCAACAGUAUGCCAGAUUUACAGGGUGCGAUUCCAAAGAUGAGAAAGUCAUGCUGGAACAUUUCCAAAAGUUGACUCGCGAAGAAAUUUACAGUGGACAACACGAACUAGAUAAGAUUGAUAAGUUUUCCAACAUUGACCGAUACGCUGGCUGGGUGGUAGAGCCCCCAUCUCCAAAUGCAUUUUUAUCCAAACCUCCCGCAGAAAUCAUAGCUUCCGGCGACUAUCACCAUGUACCUUUGAUGAUGGGUUACAAUAAUUGCGAAGGUAUGCUUUAUGAAGGUGUCGUGGCCAAGAAAAACAGACAUAAAUACUGGACCGUACCUGAAAUUAAUGUGCCUGUAGCGUUAGAUUUGGAGGAUGGUUCGGAAGUAAAAAGGGAUCUUGGAGAAAAAAUUGUGAAGUUUUAUCUAGGCGAAGGGCCGUAUUCCAUCGAGAAACAUUUGUUGGAUCUAUAUGACUUGAUGUCUGACAAUUGCUUUAGUUGGGGUAUUUAUCAAGCUGCUAGAAAUCAUGCAAAACAUAAUACAACACCUGUUUAUCUAUACAGAUUUUCCUACGAAAGUCAUUUGAAUAUGUACAAGCAUUUAAACAAGAUCACUGCUCCAGGAGUAUCUCAUGCUGACGACCUGGGGUAUCUUUUUAACACCAUAUUUAGGUUAAAAAUAAAACCUGGGAGCUUGGAAGAUACAGCUCAAAAAACGGUUUGUAGGUUGUGGGCGAAUUUUGCCAGGCAUGGCAAUCCCACCCCAAAUUCCGAUGAUUUAUUGAAUGUUAAAUGGUUGCCUGUUGAAAAUGAUGUCGUCAAUUUCUUAGACAUCGGCGAGGAACUUCAACCGUUGGCCAAUCCAGAACAGGAACGGUUCGAGUUUUGGAAUACUAUAUACAGGACGCAUCCCACAACUGCCAAAUUAAUAUAGAAAUGUUAUAUGGGUAUUUUUUUAAGUUUUAAAAAUGACUCCC